AUGUCUACAUUCAACUACCUUUUGGAAGAGAAUGAUGUUGUAGGAUCAUUAUCGGAAACCAGCAAUUCUGAAGCCAAAGAAGAAAUAUCUACAAACACAUCCAAUUCAACUUUUUUAACCGAUGACCAAUUUACUAAUCUUGAUUUGUGUGAACCACUCACAAGAGCGCUAUCAGAACUUUCUUUUACUUAUAUGACACCUGUUCAAUCCCAUUCAAUUCCAAUUGCUUUGGAUGGUAAAGAUUUACUUGUUCAAGCUAAUACUGGAAGUGGUAAAACAUUGGCUUUCCUCUUGCCAUGUCUGGAAGCAUUACAUAGAGCUAAAUUCAAACCAAGAAAUGGAACAGGUGUUAUUGUUGUGAGUCCUACUAGAGAAUUGGCCAUUCAAACCCAUGCUGUUUGUAAAUCAUUAAUGACAUUUAUGCCACAAACUUCUUGUUUGUUAGUUGGUGCUCAAUCGCUACAAGAACAAGUUGAAACUCUUGGAAAGGGUUGUUCUGUUGUGAUAGCCACUCCAGGUCGCUUACUGGACCACCUAUUCGGUACAACAAGAUUUAUGCAUUCCAAUUUGAUUUCACUUGUAUUGGAUGAUAUUGAUUUUAUGGUGGGAAUGGGAUUUGAGCAAGAAUUGAAAGAAAUUGCUAAAAUGCUAUCAUAUACAAGAAUACAAACACUCAUAUUCUCUAACAUUACUCAAAAUACAAAGAUUGCCGAAAUAUUACCAGAGAAAACGGAUUUUGCUGUUAUUAGAAUUGAAAAAAGUCAAGAAACGGAAUAA
Messenger RNA from Naegleria gruberi, 777 nucleotides. RefSeq lists its product as uncharacterized. Bases 1 to 777 code for a protein of 258 amino acids. NCBI's taxonomy places the organism in Eukaryota, Heterolobosea, Eutetramitea, Acrasida, Naegleriidae. The record is from RefSeq and is a predicted model, not a curated record. Gene Ontology annotation, molecular function: nucleic acid binding; RNA helicase activity; ATP binding. The transcript has a single exon.